Protopterus annectens (West African lungfish) is the source of this 3797-nucleotide messenger RNA. It is a transcript of the gene NIBAN3, whose product is annotated as niban apoptosis regulator 3. Lineage: Eukaryota; Metazoa; Chordata; Ceratodontiformes; Protopteridae. Bases 272 to 2467 code for a protein of 731 amino acids. The transcript is spliced from 14 exons. The record is from RefSeq and is a predicted model, not a curated record.
GAGCAGUGUAAGCACCUGUUGCUUCUGUCAAUGUACUUGACAACAGAGCCUAUCCCUUAUAGUGAAGUUUGUCAGCUUUCUACUACUUUCCAGUCCAUGGUUGAAGAACUGGCAAGCUGUGGACAUUUUUGCCAGUAGAUGGUAUGGAUUCAGCUAGCAUAUUGACUGUAGCAUAUAACCUCAUAACUACAAGACAGUGGCACUAGAAGUUACUACACUUUGUACUACAAUUUGGGACUUCUUAGCUGGACUGUGAAAAGAUCUGAGUGACAUGGGUGGUGGGUUUUCUCGGCAGCUAGACCAAAGGCAGCGUCGAUACCUGCAAGGACGGACAGAAGCAGUUGUGAAAAAUUUUAUUCCUUACUACCAUCGUCAGUAUGGAGCUGCCUUUCUGAGACACCUGUGGAAAGAAAUGGAACAACAAGAGAAACAUAGCCAUCAGCUCAUGACAAGGCACAAGGAGAGUAAUUCUGCAGAAGGGACCAUAGUGGAAGAUAAUCUGAUGUUGUCUGAAGAAGAUCCUCGUAGAUGGAAGGAGAGGUACUGUCGUGUGAGGGGAGACUUUACUGUGGAAUGGUUUUUCAAUAAACAGGCUUCUGAGAAAGGAUCCAAACCGAUGGCACAGAUGUGCUUAACAGGUUAUCUGUUGACAACAUCAGAAAAGGAAUAUCGGGAAAUGGUGAACAAAUUUUGCUUGGACACUAAAGGUGGAAACUCGUCUUCGUCUGAUGAUCCAUUUGAAACAUUUCCAACACAGUACCACCUUUUUCUCUUCCAUCCAUUCCAGAAACAUUUCUGUGCAUGUUUGGCUACUCAAGACAGCCAGCAAACUUGGUACACAGUCCUCUAUGAUGGAAUCCGUCAUCACAGCAUGGAUGUGCAGAGGAGAGGAACAUUUGCGUCUGAAGCAUUUCUGGAAGCAGUUCGGUUUUAUCUUCAAGAAAAAGGAAUCUAUGGGACAGGAGAGCUACUGCUUGGAACAGAGUCUGAGGUUCUCAGCAAUGUGGUUAUGGAAGAUAUGAUGCCAGCCCUCUGUGUACAGAUACCUCGAACACUCCGUGGCACAGAAAGUAAAAAGAAGGCUACCUGGCUAAAUUUCCUUCAGGAGGUAUAUGCAGUGGUACUUCAGGAUGUUUCCAGGUUACUUCAGGCCACUGAUGCAGAGAAAGAGGAGUGGCGGCAUCACCUUGAGAAGACAGUCCGGCCAGAUAUGGAUCAGAUCUUCACCUUAAGAGAACAGCUCAUCAAGAAGUUAAAAGUUACAUUAACAGGACCAGUGGAGUCAUGCUACACUGAAGAUGUAGAGCCAUAUCUGUGUUCAGUGGUUGAGGAACUUAUUAGCCCCCUCAGCACAGCCUUUCAGGAGGUACGCUUGCUCUUUUCUGAGUCUGUCAGUGACAUCAUCAGAAAUGUACAGAACAACUGGAGAGCUACACUGCUGGAUGAGCUCCUAGCCUGGUUUACAGAUUUGCCAGAAGAUUCUGUAAGGAUGCACCAGUGCUAUGAGAAAGUCGAGUGUCUCCAACAAAGCCUGGAAAACUUGAAGGACCGAUUUGGAUUUAAGGGGACAAGAGUUCUGAUUCUUAGGGCACAAAAUCUUAUGCAACAGAUAAUGGCAAACACUGUCUAUACAUUUCAGCAGCUGUUACAGCAGCAGCUGAAUAAAACACGGAACUCUGACCUGGUCUCCCAAACGCUAGAAAAUGUCAGAGGGAGAGCACUGAAGAAGUUUGACUAUGACAGCAGUUUGAUAAGGAAGCAGUUUGUUCAGGAAGCUGUUAUACAGAUUAUACUUCCCUAUCUGCUGAAAACUCUUGAACCGCACUGCAAACUGAUUCUCCCAGAGUACGAGAGGUAUGUGUUUGCAGACUACAACAGCGUGCUUUAUAUUGAAGCUAUCUAUGAAGAUAUUCUUAUCCAGACUUUGCUGCAAACUGUCACCACAGUUUUAAAGGAAGCAUCAAGCCAGAAGAAGCACAACUUGUACAGUGAAAGCCUGAUGUGCAUAUAUGACCGUGAAGAAAACAUGUUAGAUCAAAACGCUGCGGAUAACAUGCCAACAUCAAAUUGUAGCAGUUAUGGAGCUAUAAAGCAGAAAAAAAAUGUCCAUCAUCAAGAUAAACAUUUCACUCAGCAGAAAUUGAAAACCAUUACUGAGGAAAACUCCAACAGACCUUAUUCAGAAACGGAUCAUAUAACAAAAGGUUACAUGUGGAGCAAAAGUACUGAUACAGACUCGCACCAUGUAGAUGAUGAAAACUCUGACCUGGAUGAAACACCUCAACAUUUAGUCUAUGGAAAUCUGUGGAGGUUACAGUUACCUGGGAUCUGUAAUAAUUCAGAUGAAGAUCAGGAUGAUCCCAACACCCUGUAUGAAAAUGACAAAGGAGACCUUCAAGAUGUACUACUUGAAUUCAAAGAUGAAGGCUUACCUUUGAAUGGACGUCUCAGUGCACUCAGACAGUAACUUGAAUUCACAAACUACCCUCACAGAUUUAACUCUCACUUUGUAUAUUCUGCCAUGUGAUUCAGAAUAACAGUUAACCGCACUGGAUAAAACCACUGACCAAAUGCAAAUUAGAAGAUAAAUGCCAUCUCAAACUGUAUACUUUUUAGGGGACUUGGCUUAACUAAUCACUUAGAACAGUAGUUCACAUCAGAUUGGACAGAUGCAGUAUGAUAUAUUCAAUAGUAAAAAGCUAAACAGAAGCCACCUAACUUUAGAUUUAGUUCAUUUGAAAAUAGGAACGCUAUUCUUAAGAAUAUACCCAUUAAGUUUUUGUCAUGAAUUUGAAGGCCAGUUGUAAAGAAGAGUAUCUCUGUAGCAGGCAGUUAUUUAAAUAACCAUAACAAUGAGAGGAAGCUACAAAGAAGAAACACAUACAGACAAUUAUCCAUGCACAGUAUACAGAAAUCCAAAAAAUAGCACAGAACGCUAGCAUACACAGUAGCCUGGUUUCAUUUCUUAUCCAAGCUUGCAAAGAGGUGUGACCCUUUACCGCAGCAGGUUUCUGCUACUUUGACAGCCUAUUGUUUAAAAGAAGACAAGUUUAAGAUAUGGUUUAAAAUAUCUAGAAGGGACAUGAUUUUCACAAAAUAGAAUACAGAAGGGUACAUGUUUGAUGCAAAACUUUAUAAUGCAGUACAGUUAAAUCCACAAAAUCUAAGAAACAAGAUACAAGCCUACCAUCCUGGAAAAAAAUGGGAUGGGAUGAGGCAACCUGAGACUGUAAAUGACAAGAAAAAAAAAGACCAAGAGAAGACAUGAAAUGUUAAAGAUUGUGAAAUACUCAAAACAGUUCAAACAUGGCUAAAUACAUUUCUCUUGACAAGCUCUGAGCUAUAAAAUUGAUGUUUAAAAUGGCAACCUCCCUGUCAUUGUGAUCUUGGACACCAAAAGCAUGCUUCAGAAUUUUGGGCUUGCAUGUGCUGUUUGGAGAAGUAAUAACAAUCACAGUGAAUACAAACCACAUAUGCAUAACAGUUUCUAAGUAUCCUUCUAUAGGAAUAUGAGGUUACUUCAGCAAUCAUAUGGGGACACAACAGUAGAGUUGUGCAGAACUUAUAAGAUAUCUUAAAGGCAUGGCAGAAUGUGAAAACAGCUCCCAUCACCUAUCAACUAGUACAGUGAAAUACAUACAGCCCUUUGAAUGCCACAUGAGUAUACUUUAACAAUAUUUCAAAAUUUGAAAUCAAAGGAGUGUUUAUUUAAGCAGAAGCUAUCAGAACUCAACAGAACAGCUGCAUAGCUAAACAUGUAUGUUGUAUUCUCUGUGUCAUUAAAACUGUCACCAUUA